Messenger RNA from Linum tenue, 1659 nucleotides. The record is from the annotation of a GenBank genome assembly. Lineage: Eukaryota; Viridiplantae; Streptophyta; Magnoliopsida; Malpighiales; Linaceae.
AUGGCGCUCCCAUUGAACCUAGCCACUGACGAGGGAAGCCCAGACUGGCUGAACAAAGGCGACAACGCAUGGCAGCUCACCGCCGCAACCCUCGUCGGGAUGCAGAGCGUCCCCGGCCUCGUCAUCCUCUACGGCAGCAUAGUGAAGAAGAAGUGGGCCGUGAAUUCGGCCUUCAUGGCCCUCUACGCCUUCGCCGCCGUCCUCAUCUGCUGGGUCGGGUGGGGCUACCAGAUGGCCUUCGGCGACAAAUUCAUCCCUUUCCUCGGCCAGCCGGACGUCGCCCUCGAUGAGAAGUUCCUCCUGAGCAGGACCUUCGUCGGAUACCUUCCCAACGCUACCAUGGUUUACUUCCAGUUCGUGUUCGCCGCCAUUACCCUCAUCCUCAUCGCCGGAGCUCUGCUCGGGAGGAUGAAUUUCCACGCCUGGAUGAUCUUCGUCCCUCUCUGGCUCACUUUCUCAUACACCAUCACCGCUUACAGCAUCUGGUGCCCCACCGGCUGGCUCGCCAAGAAGGGCAUCAUCGAUUACUCCGGCGGUUACGUCAUUCACCUCUCCUCCGGCGUCGCUGGUUUCACCGCCGCUUUCUGGGUGGGUCCCAGGGCGAACAAAGACAGAGAGAGGUUCCCGCCCAACAACAUACUACUGAUGUUGGCCGGAGCUGGGCUGCUGUGGAUGGGAUGGACGGGUUUCAACGGUGGAGAUCCGUAUACCGUUAGUGUCGAUGCUUCUCUUGCCGUACUCAACACCCACGUGUGCACGGCUACUAGCUUGCUGGUCUGGCUACUCCUCGACAUUAUGUUCUUCGGCAAGCCCUCCGUCAUCGGAGCCAUCCAGGGCAUGAUCACCGGUCUCGUCUGCAUCACUCCUGCAGCUGGAGUAGUGCAAGGAUGGGCAGCAAUAAUAAUGGGGAUCCUGUCAGGAAGCAUUCCAUGGUACACAAUGAUGGUCCUCCACAAGAAGAUCUCAUUCCUCAAGCACGUCGACGACACCAUGGCCAUCUUUCACACCCACGCCAUCGCAGGAAGUCUCGGAGGUAUCCUCACCGGAAUCUUCGCGGAGCCUAAGUUGUGCAGGAUUUUCUACCUUGUCCCUGAGUGGGAGCACUACAUCGGCUUGCUCAACGGCUUCCACGACAACCGCGCUGGGGCAGGGUUCAAGCAACUCGGUGUCCAGCUGCUCGGAAUACUUUUCGUCGUCUUCGUCAACGUCAUCAUGACCAGUAUCAUAUGUGUGUUGAUUAGAUUGGUGGUUCCGUUGAGGUUGUCUGAGGAGGAGCUUAGCACCGGCGAUGACGCCAUCCAUGGGGAAGAGGCUUACGCGUUGUGGGGAGAUGGGGAGAAGUAUGAGUCCAGGCACGACUCGUUUUACGGCGCCGAUCAGGAGAUUCCGCACUCGACCAAGUCGGGCGGAGCAGGUGGUCAGGUUGAGAUGGCUUGAGGAGGGAGAGAAUUACUUAAGAGGGAGUUUGAAAGACGAGGUUUUGAAUUAACUUUGUGAGCCACGUACGACGUCGUUCUGCUUGGGGUUUCCUUAUUCUUGUGUAGGUUUGACUUUUCUUUUCUUUUAGUUUCUUUUUUUGUGUUGUUUGUUUGUGUUGGAGGGAGAGAAGAUAGUGGUCAUUCGCAAGCUAUUAUUCUCAUCAUGAGUGUUGAUUAAGGU